This is a messenger RNA of Oryzias latipes (Japanese medaka), 1200 nucleotides long. RefSeq names its product dehydrogenase/reductase (SDR family) member 4 (gene dhrs4). The record is from RefSeq and is marked validated. Gene Ontology annotation, molecular function: carbonyl reductase (NADPH) activity. NCBI's taxonomy places the organism in Eukaryota, Metazoa, Chordata, Actinopteri, Beloniformes, Adrianichthyidae.
AAAAACUUUGAGUUCACUUUCGCACAACUAACACGGUGAUGAUUAGGAGUGCCUUCAGGUUUCUAAGGACCAAUCCUCUGUCUGGACAACAAAGGAUGUCUCAAAGCUGUCUUGCGGGGAAGGUAGCCAUAGUCACCGCUUCCACAGAUGGAAUUGGGCUGGCUGCAGCUGAGGCUCUUGGAAAGAGGGGGGCUCACGUGGUUGUGAGCAGCCGGCGGCAGGCCAACGUGGACAAAGCAGUGGCCCUGCUGCAGAGCCAGAGCAUCCAAGUGACCGGGACCACUUGUAAUGUCGGCAACGGGGAGGACAGAGAGAAGCUGAUUCAAAUGACUCUGGAUCAGUGUGGGGGCAUUGAUAUCCUAGUGUCCAAUGCAGCAGUCAAUCCUUUCUUUGGGAACAUCAUGGAUUCUACAGAGGAAGUGUGGGACAAGAUCCUGGCUGUAAAUGUUAAAGCAUCCUUUCUCUUGACCAAACUCGUGGUGCCUCAUAUGGAGAAGCGAGGUGGGGGAAACAUCGUAUUUGUCUCAUCUGUUGCCGGCUACCAACCAAUGCAGGCUUUGGGUCCCUACAGCGUGAGUAAGACCGCCCUGCUGGGCUUGACGCGGGCGCUUGCCCCUGAGCUAGCUCACAGCAACAUAAGAGUCAACUGCGUGGCUCCAGGAAUCAUCAAAACGCGCUUCAGUUCAGCGUUGUGGCAAAAUGAAGGCGUCUUGGAGGAGUUUAAAAAGCAGCUGAGCAUUAAAAGGCUUGGGGAACCAGAGGAGAUCGGCGGGGUGAUCGCCUUCCUGUGCUCCCAGGAUGCUUCCUACAUCACAGGAGAGACCAUCACUGUGACCGGAGGCAUGGGGAGUCGGCUCUGAUUCAUAAAAAAACCACAACCUUCUUUGAUUAAUUCAAUACAUGUUUGUAUUUUGUUAUUGAGAAAUGAACUGAUGCCAAAAACCUUGGUGAUAAUGACGUUAAAGCUUCUGAAAAAAAAUUUUGUGUUAACUUUUUAACCAAACUCCUAAUCGUUUGUAUAGCAUCCAAUUCAUGAAUUCUCACCCAUUUUUCCCCAUUUACAAAAUGCUUUUUAAGAUCAAUAAAUGGCUCGCUAAUCUAGCAGUUUGAGCUUUUUGAAAUAAUGUAACUAACUUUAUUUUUAGGAAAAAUAAACAUAUAUUCCAAUUACUUCUAUUAUCAACCCUGCAGUGGGGCAGG